AUGUCAGCAUGCCAAGCCCCUGGAACAGUAAAUGUUAGCGUCAGUGACGGACUUAUCGGAAGUGUUUUGGUGGAAUGCGAAUACAAAGGAAACAACACAGUGAGAACCAUACAGAAUAGUGGACCCACCGACAGUAUCAGUGUUCCUAACUGCACUAUAAACAAACCUGUGACAAUUGUUCUUUUCAAUGACACACAUAAUGCGUCACUUGGAGCUGUUAUAAAGAAGGACGAAUCGCAUGUAAUUAAAGAGAUCAUCGUCAUUUGUAACGGAUCACACAUGACAGUCAAAGAAAGUUUCAACAAUUCCGUUCUUGCCCCAACGGUGCUUACAAACAUUCCGCUGCACAAUACAUUGACCAUGAAAGUGACAGACGAACAGAGUAACAACCUGGCCACUGCUGUUGAUAUAGCACACAAUUAUAGCUUAGAAAUCACCGGCCCAGACAAUUUGUUUCUUCUCGUUGAAUCGUGUGAUGCUGCCUCAGAUUCGGAUUUCAAGAAUGCUAUAGUACCUUUAUACGUCAACAGGAAACCAAACGAUGAUUAUGGUGUUUUAGGAACAUUUUCAAAUAAUAUGACUAAAACUGCAGAAGCUACUAUGGUCGGUUUCCGAUUGGUUGAUUCUCCUGUUGUGUACCUACGUUGUGUUGUCGAUGUUUGUAAUGAAGCCGGUUGUCCAUCUCUGACUACCUCUACGACCACGACCACUACCACGACCACUACCACGACGUCUUUGCGGACACCAUCCGCACUCACGUCCGCGCCAAUACCGGUAUGACCGUUACAGAAAUAUUAAGAGCGUUCUAUACUGUAUAAUGCAAAUAACACAUCAUGCUGUUCUCCAGUUAACUGAUGAAUA
Molecule: messenger RNA, 861 nt
Organism: Mizuhopecten yessoensis (Yesso scallop)
Lineage: Eukaryota; Metazoa; Mollusca; Bivalvia; Pectinida; Pectinidae
Exons: 5
Coding region: 1-780 (259 amino acids)
Source: RefSeq, a predicted model, not a curated record